Molecule: messenger RNA, 3330 nt
Organism: Symbiodinium pilosum
Lineage: Eukaryota; Dinophyceae; Suessiales; Symbiodiniaceae
Source: the annotation of a GenBank genome assembly
AUGCUGAACUCCCUUGGCCUGGACACCUUAAAGCUCCGAAGCAAAUGGGUGGCAGCCUUCGACUACGACGAUUUGACGCAGGCCAUCAGCGUUCUGAUGUUGGGUGUCUGUAAGGGUCUGGCGACUUUCUCCGCGCUGCUGGGCUUUGUGAGUGACAUCGGGGCCUUGGGAAGCGCGGCCGGCCAGGUUCUCCAGAUGGGGCGCUGCCCUCGGCAGUUCGUUGCUGUUUGCGCGGCUGCCGCGGAUGAGCUGGACCGCUCCGAUCCUGGCCGGUCGGGAUUGCGAAGCGAGUGGGCUGUGGCCGGAGAGGUCCUGUUCGAGGAAACCACGCCGGCCAGCGGACUCGUGCGGGUUACAGGCUCGGGCGCCAGCAGCGGCGGCUCCUGGCGACGUUUGCGCUUCAACGGCAACACGGAGCAGAGCGUGCUUCUCGUGGAUGCGAGCAAGCAGGUACCGGAGUAUGGAGCCUUGGCCUUUGGCUAUCUGAAGUCUUUGGCUGCCGUUGGUGCAUCAACUGCCAGGGCACUGGGAAGACCUUCAACGCUGAGGGUCCUGGUCAUUGGAGUCGGCCUCGGCGCACUUCCCGGCUGGUUCUGCAAGAAGAUGAAGGCAGCUGUGGAUGCUGUUGAGCUUGAUCCAGCCGUGCUGCGAGCUGCCUCGGCGGUCGGCGGGAUCCCCGCGGGAGCUCUCCGCAGCGCAAGCAACGCAAAGGAGUGUGCAGCAGACGCUGCUGAGCAUCUCGAGUCCCAAAGCUUGCGCGUGUAUUGCUGCGACGGUGCGGAGUACGUGGCCGCUGCGCAGACUCAGGGACUCCGUUAUGAUCUUGUUGUGGUGGACGUCUUCGAUGGGCAAGGAGAAACUCCGCAGGCCUUUCUAGAUGACGAGUUUGGCACAGCUCUGGGUUCCAUUGCGGAGUGUGCGGUUGCCAACCUCACCUGCCCAGCGACUAGGCCGCCUCUCUUGUUGCGGCGUGGCGGCGGGGAUUCGGCGCUAGUGCUGGAGCUGCAGCCUUGGAACAUCAUCCCCGCCGUCACGCCCGUGGGCUGUCCCCCCGAAGAGUUCCUGGUCCAAGCCGCCCAAGAGCUGGCUCGCACAGGGACCUUCGCCAUUUUCUCAGCCAAUCUGGGGGAGACCUGUCCAGUACCUGAGGCCUUCGACCCGGGUCUCAUCGGUUUGCCCCGCGCCGACCUCAAAGAUGAAAGGCUGAACCUUGCGGCUGGCUAUCGCUCCGAUGACUUGCAGGCGGUGUCCAAGAUGGUGCAGAGCCCUACCAGUCCCAGCGCGGGUCAGGGCCGCAACCAGGUGGGCGUCAGCGUGUACAACGUCAGCGCUUCCGACGCAUCCGUGAAGAUUCAUACGCGCGAGGCUCUGCUCGAUCUCACGAAGACUUUCGGAGGUGAAGUGACACGCCAGCUCCGCACCUCCGCAAGCUCAGUGCAGGCCCUGGAAGCCAUCAUUCGCAUAGACGAGAUCGGCAUCACCGCUGCGAAUUUUGAUAGCUUGGCAGACACACUCAUCAGGACGUACCAGGGAAUCUCAAACCUGCAGUUGGCACCCUCGGGGCAGAUUGAGCGCAUAUAUCCGCUCAAGGACGACACCCAGGAUAACACGCCUGCCUUGGGAUUAAAUCUUCUGGUACAUCCCUCCCACAAGGCAGAGGCAGUCGCGUCUGUGCUGGAGAGGAGGACCACUGUGAUUGGCCCACUUCGGCUGCUGCAGGGAGGCAAUGCCCUCAUUGUUCGGCACCCCAUCUUCUCAGCCUAUGCUCCUCAGUACCUUCCCGAUGCAUGGUACGCAGAGAAUGGCGUCAACCACACGCGGAUCUGUUCGAUUCCGGGCUUCCGUUCUGAUGGCUGCUCCUUUCCGGGUCCCAUCGAGGGUGGAGUGCCGACGUACUUCUGGGGCUUCGUCACAAUGCUCGCCAGAGUGGAGGACCUUACGGCCCCAGUGGGGCUCAACCGUCUGGAGGCUGGAGACCGCCACGUGGCGGGAAUGACGACGUUUGCCUACCGGAUCUUUGACAAUGAUCCACAUCCGUCACUUGAGGAUGCUGUCUACGCGCAGUCCUCUCAAGCUCAAAGAUGGACGGACUUCGUGCAGGUCAAUGUUCUUGCGGAGGAGCUGGGCAUCGACUGGACCUUGCAGGUGAUGCCACUUCACGGCUGGCCGCUGGUUUCAGCAGACUUCUGGCGACAGCUGCUAGUGGUGUUGCCGAUGACGGGACUGUUAGGGGUGGGCCUUGGCAUCAGCAUCCUCAUCACGAUGCGCAGAAGAGCCCAGCAGCUGUUGAGGCUGGAGGAGUACCGCCGUGAAGUGAUUGCCAGAACUAUUCUUGCGUCCAUCUCGAACCUGGACCUGCUUCAGUUUCCCAUGUGCCUCUUGACCGUGCAGGACUUCCUCUCCUUGGGGGAGCUCAUUUGCCACGAGGACGCUCGCGAAGCGCGACGCCUUCGCUGCAUCGAUAUGGCCGAGGAGGCAGCGAGGAUGUGCCAAGAGGAGGGUGUGGCUUUCCUGAGCCAUCAGUGGGCAAGCUUCGAGCAUCCCGAUCCAGACGGCGUGCAGUACAGGGCUAUGGUCAAAGCGGUGGAGGAGGUCCUGGCACGUGGCAUCAAGUGCAGCUGGAUUUGGGUGGAUUAUUGCUCCAUCCCGCAGCGCAACACAUUUCAACAGCAGACUGCCAUCAAUUCCUUGUCUGUCUACGCAUCCUACUGCUCCGUCUUCUUGUCGGUUGUUCCGCCCUGCAUCCACGCAGACACAGGGCAUGACAUCGACAUCAAUUCCUAUUGCUCGCGCGCGUGGUGUCGGCUUGAGAAGUUAAGCUAUGGCACUGCAGGCUGGAAUUCAGACGGGCGCCUGGCCUUCAUGUGCACGCAAGAGGGCAUAAGCAACGAUUGGGCAGCCAUCUUCGAUGAUGAGUCCGUCUUGGAUGUUGCGGGCGGUGCAUUUAGCUGUUGCACGCGAAACCAUCCUGAUGGUAAGCCCUGCGACAAGCAGAAGAUCGUUGGCGUUCUUUUGGGCAUCUAUUGGCGCCUGCUUGCUACGGUGCGCGAUGCACCAGAAAAUGCAGCCAGGGCCACAGCCCUUCUGAAGCUGAUUGACCACGAUGAGAAGCGGUACUUUCCUCCUUACACGACCUAUUUCUCUGACGCUGGCUCUACGCGGGUUGAACUCUUCGAUGGCUUUCUGCCCGUGCUCAGAGACAUGUUCCUCCAAGACACAGAAGCUGACCAUCAUCAGCGAGUUGUGGUGCCGGGAGUGGGUGAUUUGCAGCUGGACGACUUCCUGUCCCAGGCUCAUUCCAGGGUCAAGGUGCGCACGACCAGCCUGUGA